Conger conger (European conger) is the source of this 801-nucleotide messenger RNA. RefSeq names its product cystatin-F. The transcript has 4 exons. Gene Ontology annotation, molecular function: cysteine-type endopeptidase inhibitor activity. Gene Ontology annotation, biological process: immune response; negative regulation of microglial cell activation; positive regulation of myelination. The record is from RefSeq and is a predicted model, not a curated record. The coding region runs from base 100 to 528 and encodes 142 amino acids. Gene Ontology annotation, cellular component: Golgi apparatus; late endosome; lysosome. Lineage: Eukaryota; Metazoa; Chordata; Actinopteri; Anguilliformes; Congridae.
CAAAAAAAAAGGCAGGCCAUUUGCACAAGCGUAUGCAAGUGUGGUGUAAGUGUUGCCUUGCAGGAAGUAGCUCUGCAGUUCUGUCUAGUCUCGACUGACAUGGGGACCGAAACACUGCUUCUCAUUCUCACAGCACUGGCUGGCUGGUCGUUUCAGGAGGUCACCAGCCUCAGUCGUGUAGAUCGGUCUCCUCCUGGUUCAAUAAGCAACGUCAGCAAGAAUGACACGGGAGUCCAAAAGGCAGUGCUGACCGGAACCUACGCGUUCAACAACCGAUCGAACGAUGCAUUCCUUUUCAAGGCAUUGGAAAUUGAUGACGCCAAGAAACAGAUUGUGAAAGGAAUCAAGUACAUUCUUGAGGUGCGGAUCCUGCGCACUGUCUGCCGAAACACUGACAAUGCGGACCUGAACAACUGCCACUUUCAGCCAAAAGGAAAGCUGCAUCAGAUCUUCCACUGUCAUUUCGAGGUGUGGGCCAUGUCAUGGCUGAAGCUGAUGAAGACAACGUUCUUGUCCUGCCGGCCUUAAGUGUGGAGAAGAAAGGGCUCUCCGAGACUGUGUGCCUCUGGUCCUUCAUGCACACAUUUUCCUGCAUUAUCAAAUGCGCAUUAUCACACAGCGAAUGCAAUUCCUUUUCAGUGCACAGCACCCGACCACUGUGAUUUGAACAGGGGUUCAAAUUUCUGCAACCACCUUUUACUUUAUGCACAUGAGCUUCAGUUGGAGGACAUUUUUUACUCAGGAAAAUGUAAAAUGUAAUGUAAUUUAGUCAACUAGCGGGAAAAAAAAGGAACAAUUCAU